Selaginella moellendorffii is the source of this 1844-nucleotide messenger RNA. RefSeq names its product lysine--tRNA ligase. Gene Ontology annotation, cellular component: cytoplasm; cytosol. Gene Ontology annotation, biological process: lysyl-tRNA aminoacylation. Gene Ontology annotation, molecular function: lysine-tRNA ligase activity; ATP binding; tRNA binding. The transcript has 12 exons. The record is from RefSeq and is a predicted model, not a curated record. Bases 81 to 1742 code for a protein of 553 amino acids. NCBI's taxonomy places the organism in Eukaryota, Viridiplantae, Streptophyta, Lycopodiopsida, Selaginellales, Selaginellaceae.
UAAAAACCUCACGUUUCAAACUGUUCUCUUUUAGGGUUUUCCUGUGAAGCUAGGGUUUAGGCGCUUGCGGCUCGACGACAAUGGAGGAGCUGGAUCCCACGCAAUACUACAACAACCGGCUCGCAAGCCUUGCGUCGCUGCCGACGAGCCCCUAUUCCCAGAUGUUCCGGGUGUCCAUGACCUUCGAUCACUAUCGCGAGAAAUUCAAGGGCCUCAGCAAUGGAGAGCGCUUGGCUGAGACGACCGUGUCCCUCGCAGGGAGAGUGAUGUCUAAGAGAGCGUCGGGCUCGAAGCUCGUGUUUUACUCGCUGGAGUCGGCCGAGGGAACAAUUCAGGCUGUUUCGGAUGCCAGAUCGCUCGUUGGUGGUAACUUUGCGGCUGUGCACGCAAACAUCAAGCGCGGGGACGUGGUCGGGGUGUCGGGAAAUCCAGGCAUGAGUAAUCGUGGAGAGCUCAGCAUCUUUGUCAAGGAGAUAAUCCUGCUAGCGCCUUGCUUGUACAUGCUACCAAAGGGUGGAAAGAACAGGGUAAGCAAAGGAGUUUGCCAUUGCGCAGUGUGCUCAAGUUUUCUUACACAGGACGAGCAAGCAACCUGGAGGCCUGGGAAACCAAGAAAUCCAAACGCCUAUGUGCUGAAAGAACAGGAAACGAGAUAUAGGCUCCGGUUCCUUGACAUAAUAGUGAACCCGGAAGUGAAGUUUGUCCUUGAGACAGCACACUCCGCGGUGAAUUAUAUUCGCUCGUUCUUGGACCAGCGUGGCUUCAGAGAGGUAGAGACGGCGAUUCUCAACUCGAAAGCUGGUGGUGCAGCAGCCAGACCUUUCAAUACGCAUCAUGAUGCGUCGGAAAUGGAUAUGAGCUUGCGGAUAGCACCUGAGCUGCAGCUCAAACAGUUGCUUGUGGCGGGUUAUAAUGGCGUAUAUGAGGUUGACAAACAGUUUAGAAACGAAGGGAUGGAUCUUACGCACAACCCGGAGUUCACGACUUGCGAGUUUUACAGCGCGUAUUCUGAUUACCACGAUUUGAUGACAAUGACGGAGGAGCUUCUUUCAGGAUUGGUUAAGAAAAUCACUGGUGGAUAUACGGUUUCGUAUCACUCCAAUGGCUAUGACAGCCCUCCUGUCGAGAUCGACUUCACUCCCCCAUUCAGGAGGAUCGAGAUGGUCAACGGCCUUGAAGACACAAUGGGCAUCGAGCUUCCAAAAGACCUUGCAUCAGAGGAGGCAAACGAGUUUCUGAAAAAAACAUGCGAGGCCAGGGGUGUGUAUUGUGCUCCUCCUCUGACUACGUCAAGGCUUCUGGACAAGCUGGUGGGACAUUAUCUAGAGGAGACUUGUGUAAAUCCCGCUUUUAUCAUCGACCAUCCCCUCAUUAUGAGUCCGCUAGCGAAGCAACACAGGUCCAAGCCAGGUCUCACAGAACGCUUUGAGCUCUUCGUAAACAAGCAUGAGCUGGUGAAUGCGUACACAGAGUUAAACAACCCCGUGGAACAGAGAGAUCGAUUCGUCCAACAGCUUAAGGACAGACAAGGUGGCGAUGACGAAGCGAUGGUGUUGGACGAGGACUUUGUCAAGGCUAUGGAGUAUGGGCUUCCUCCUUGCGCUGGAUGGGGAAUGGGAAUCGAUAGGCUGGUCAUGCUCUUGACAGACUCUCUCAAUAUCAAGGAGGUUCUCUUGUGCCCCGCAAUGAAGCCACCAGAGGCAGUGCCACCACCUAACGAGAAAGGUACCCCUCAAGCAUAGAGCGUAGAAAAAAACGAAGAUUAAUAUUACCCAAGUUUUGAGUUCUUUGCAAAAACAACCGAGAGAAAAAAUGAAACAAAAGAAAAGAUUUUUUCUCACGUU